Molecule: messenger RNA, 814 nt
Organism: Lolium perenne
Lineage: Eukaryota; Viridiplantae; Streptophyta; Magnoliopsida; Poales; Poaceae
Product: putative ripening-related protein 6
Source: RefSeq, a predicted model, not a curated record
UGUACCCACUCCCACCGCGAGUCAAGUAGUGCAAGGCUUAGCAACAUGGCGAACGCCAAGCUCGUCGCAGUCGUGGCCACGCUCGUGAUCAUCCUGGAGGUGUCAUCCUGUGCCAUGGCACGGCACCACGGUAAGCCGGACCCAUGCAGCGGUGAGGACGAUGGCUCCAUGCCAGGCCUGCUGCACAAGCACAAGAAGCCCGGCCACUGCCCGUCGCCAGGUGGCGGCGGCGGCACUCCUGGCAUCAUGACAGUGAACGGGUUCGAGAAAGGCCAGGAUGGCGGAGGGCCGUCGGAGUGCGACGGCAAGUACCAUAGCGACAAGACCUUGAUUGUGGCGCUGUCAACACGGUGGUACGCCGGCGGGAGGCGAUGCCACAAGCCGAUCCGCAUCACGAGCAAGCAAAACGGGCGCAGCGUUGUGGCCCGAGUGGUGGACGAGUGCGACUCCAACCAUGGCUGCAAGGAUAAUAUUGUGGACACCUCUCAGGCCGUGUGGGAUGCCCUUGGGCUCGACAGCAACAUUGGCGAGGUGCCAGUCACCUGGUCCGAUGCAUGAAAAUGGUCACAGUUUUAUUUAUAACCUGAGGCCUUAUGUUUAAAAAACCCACAGCGAGCGGUGGAGGCCACUGGGACGUAGCGGUCGCGAGUCAAGCUAAGCGUCAAGUCGUUAGUGUCUCUGCUAAUCUCGAUGAGUAUAAGGUCGAGCAGCAGAAUAAAUAAAAUAGGAUCCCAAUAAACUACUACUAGUACGGAUGAUAGUGCGGAUUUAUCAUCUUGUAAGAGAAUCACACUUUAUGUAAUGCACUUUUUGU